AUGGCCGGUCUCUUUGGCAGUACGCCCGCCGCGACUGCCACCUCCACAACAGGUGACAUCAGCAAAGACGUCGACGUUCCCAAUCCACCCACAGACGGCAUAUCCGACCUCAUGUUCUCGCCGACAGCGGAUUUCCUCGCCGUGUCAAGCUGGGACCAGAAGGUCUACAUCUACGAAAUUACCAGCACCGGAGCAGUAGGGAAGUGGUUCUUUACCUGCAAGGGCGCAGUUCUCGGGGUCGCUUGGUCGACGGACGGCACACGCGUAGCCGGCGGCGACACGGCCGGUAACGUCUGCAUCGUCGACCUCCGCAAUGCCCCCGCCUCGGGCGAAAUCCAGGCCCAAAUCGCCAAAGCGCACGAGCAACCCGUCAGAUCCGUCCGCUGGUUCAACUACAACAACACCGAGAUCCUCGCGACGGGGUCCUGGGAUAAGACGGUCAAGAUGUGGGACCUCCAGAGCGCGAAUCCGCUCGCGACGCUGGACUGCGGAGAGCGCGUGUACACGAUGGACGUGAAGAAGUAUCAGAAUCGGCACUUGAUGGUGAUUGGGACGGCGGAGAGGCAUAUCCAUAUGGUGGAUUUGAACAACCCGGUCAAGAUUUACAAGACGAUUACGAGUCCGUUGAAGUGGCAGACUCGAGUUGUGAGCUGCUUCACCGACGCUUCUGGUUUCGCUGUAGGGUCCAUUGAAGGACGCUGCGCCAUUCAGUAUGUCGACGACAAGGACGUUGCCCUCAACUUCUCCUUCAAAUGCCACCGCCAACAAGACACAGCCGACCGCAACAUCGCCAAAGUCUACUCGGUCAACGCAAUCUCGUUCCACCCGCAACACGGCACCUUCUCCACCGCCGGCAGCGACGGAACGUUCCACUUCUGGGACAAGGACGCCAAGCAUCGCCUCAAGGGCUACCCGGAUGUCGGCGGCUCUAUAACCGCCACGGCGUUCAGCAAAGACGGGAACAUUUUUGCUUAUGCGGUGAGCUACGAUUGGAGUAAAGGGUACAGCGUCAAUACGCCGAGCAUGCCGAUCAAGAUUCGGUUGCAUCCGAUCACUGGGGAUGAGUGUAAGCCUCGGCCUGGAGCGAAGAAGCGGUAG
Molecule: messenger RNA, 1098 nt
Organism: Westerdykella ornata
Lineage: Eukaryota; Fungi; Ascomycota; Dothideomycetes; Pleosporales; Sporormiaceae
Product: Poly(A)+ RNA export protein
Exons: 3
Coding region: 1-1098 (365 amino acids)
Biological process (GO): RNA export from nucleus; transcription-dependent tethering of RNA polymerase II gene DNA at nuclear periphery
Cellular component (GO): nuclear pore
Molecular function (GO): ubiquitin binding; RNA binding
Source: RefSeq, a predicted model, not a curated record